UAGAGACGAAUUAUUAAUGAAAUAUUUAACCCAUUUCCCUGUUUUUUUUUUACGUCGACGUUUGUCAAACCUGCGCUAGGUAUCAGUAAUUUUUUUCUUAUCACUCAGGUUGUUGUGAGUCUGAGUGGAAAUUGGAAAUCUUCUACGUCGAAGAAAAACCGAAAUCUAGACGAUCUAGAAAUGACUAAAAAUUAAUUCGUACGGUUUAUUUCGAUGACUCAAAUCAUAAAUCUUACUUUUGCCCAGGAACCAGUAUGUCUGACGACGGUAAAGAAGACACCGAACAGACGUUUUUCAACGUCAUCGACAGCAUCGAAGACCAGUUCGACGAUUCCGACGAUGAAGAACUACACGUUUCCAGCGAUCACUCCAGCGUAACUUCGGAGCAAGUAAAACUCGUCUAUACAUCGAGUGAUAGCGAAGAUGAUACGCAGAAGGAUUUCAAUCCCGAACGUAUCAGUACAUAUUACCCUUUAGUCGACGAACCUCCUUGUAUAAUCGAACAAGAAUGUAAAGACAGCGCCGAACCUGGCGAAGACACAAACGAAUGUCAGGUUGUCGAACAACCCAAAGAAUUAAACGAAAAGAGCCCUUUACCCGAAGGUUGGAAAGAGAUAUUCCACGAAAGCGGUGUACCUUUAUACACACACAUCGAAACAAACGUAUGUUCUCUAUCUCGACCUUAUUUCAUCGGUACAGGAAGUACGAAAUCUCACAUUCUACCCGAAACAGCUGUACCUUGCAUGUACGAGAAAACCAUACGAAAUCCGGAAUCGUUCGAAGAAGAAAAUACCGAAGAAGUAGUCGAGGUUGCUAGUCGAAGCGAUACGUUCACACGCCCGAAACAAGCUAGAAUAUCCAACUAUUGCAAACGUUUGUUUCAAUUCACCAAAAUCAAGUACUUGAAGUUCCGUUCGUGGGACGUUCGUCGAACGUAUCUACGUACUUUGAGAAACGAACGAAACCGUCGCAAACGUCCAUUCUCCGAUAAACUCAUCACGUUUCCUAUAGUCAAGAAAAACGAAGAAGGUAAAAUAAUAUCGAUUAAAAAAUGGGUAAUCAACCCUAGAGGUAAAAGCUACGUAGCUAUAUUACACGAGUAUCUGCAACAGUCGUUGAAAACCCAACCGGUGUACGCUUUUAGCGAAGUAGACAAUGCUAGAACACCCUACGCAGCUACGGUGAUCGUAAACGGAGACGAAUACGGUAGCGGAGUAGGUAUGAGUAAACGAGAAGCUAAACUCGAAGCAGCCAAAGCCACCUUAUUAGUACUUCUGCCAAAGAUGAAAAAAUCCAUAAUGAAAGUGUGCGAAAAACAAAAGAAAACUACCACCGAACGAUCGGAUUCCGAAGAAGAGCAAAAUAUCGCUUCGGUAUUCGACGACAUUGAAAUAACCGAUCCUAGAGUUAGCAAGUUAUCAAAAAAGACGACCGAACCGACACCUUACGAAUUGCUGAUGAAAUGCGUCCAGCGUAAAUCUGAUUCGCAAUUGGUGCAGAUAAAUUAUAACGUUGAAUCGAACGAAUACACGAUGACUUUGGGUACUCAUUCGGUCACAGUAAAAUGUACGAAUAAGAGAGACGGUAAACAGCAAGCUUCUCAGGCUCUUUUACAAGCUCUACAUCCGUAUAUUAAUAAUUGGGGUUCGUUGCUUCGACUUUAUUGUAAUCGUACCACAGAUCAUUACCUACUCGGUCCUCGUAAUACUACCGAAGAUGCCGAUAUCGAAGAAACCAAGCAUCGUUCGCCCAAUACCAGUUUAUUGAAUACGUUACGAGAGAGAAUGCUGAGAUUAUCGGAAAAAGAAAAACGACGUUCGAGUGCUCAAUAAAGAAAAAAUUAGUCACUGUUCAGAUUUAUUAUUUAUGUUUUUUCUUUUGUACAUGGGUUUUUUUCUCGAAUGAUUAUGAUUUUUUUUUUAAUGUAUGCGAUUCAGACAAAUAUAAUACAUUUUCUAUUAA
Molecule: messenger RNA, 1962 nt
Organism: Planococcus citri (citrus mealybug)
Lineage: Eukaryota; Metazoa; Arthropoda; Insecta; Hemiptera; Pseudococcidae
Product: microprocessor complex subunit DGCR8-like
Exons: 1
Coding region: 255-1832 (525 amino acids)
Biological process (GO): primary miRNA processing
Cellular component (GO): microprocessor complex
Molecular function (GO): identical protein binding; primary miRNA binding; heme binding
Source: RefSeq, a predicted model, not a curated record